AUGUCAGUGUCGGUUGCGUUUCUUCUUCUGGCAGGAGUCGUCCGGGGCGACGAAUUCUCCAGCUGUAUCCAGGCGAUCGCUCAACGGUACCUCAAGAGCCGAUGUCUUUCCUUUCAGUUCCCCCUCGACUUUAGAGAACCAAGUCUCAUGAAUGUUCCAUCUUUAGUUCGUUCGCCUCUACUUAAGGUACUCCACGAUGAUUGGGCGGUCAAUCUUCCAGCCGCCCACAACAAUUUAUUUCACACCCCUUUGAUGCGCAUAGGACCCAUCUGUUAUCUCCAUUGUGCACAUAUAAUUAUUUUAGAUGAUAGUGUAUCCUACAUCAAACAGAUAAAUCAAAUACUUUAUACUUUCUAUGGCCAUUUUUAUGAAGAUGGAGCAGGCAAUAGAACUAGAAUGGUUAUUACAAUCUCAGCUGAGACAAACGAGGCUAAAAUCUAUGCAUUGUUGAAAUAUAUGUUUCGUAUGGGUGAAAUAGACGUGAUAUUUGUCGGGAAGAAGGAUGGAGUCAUCAGCGUAUUCACUUUGUUUCCGUACGGAAAGGACAAGAAAAGCUGUCCUGAGGAUAAUAGUGUGGAGAUAUUAGACAGAUGGGUCGGUGGUCGUUUCGAAAAAAAUACAAAUCUCUUCCGAGACAAAGUUCCAAGAAAAUUCAACAACUGCACGAUUGAAGUAGGUACGAUGAAUGACCCUCCUCAUUUCAUGUUGGACGAUGAUGGAAACGGGAUGGGUGGUAUCGAGUAUCGAAUAGUGAAAAUGAUCGGACAUCAUUUGGGCCUGAACAUCCGCUUCAAGAUCUACUACUCCAGAAACGACUCAGUUUUCUGGACAGAGAAGGAGAUGCCCCGAGGGAUUAGAGCAGACCUGAGGAAAGGAAGAGUUUGGAUGAUAAUGUCGGGACAUAGCAACUUCAUCUUCACCUUCUCCUGCAUCACAGUCCCGCACUCUUAUCUCACGAACCGCGUGACCUGGUUCUUCAGCAACCCGAAGCAGGUACCAAAUUGGGAACUGAUUUUCUUGACGUUCGAUGGACCGUUGUGGAUCUUGGUACUAGUGACUACAAUAGGAUUCCCCUCGAUUAUAUCUAUACUUGCUAAAUUCUUCAAAAGGAAGCAUCCUUUUCAAAUACUGUCCACAUCCAUGCUAAUUAUGAUAGGUCUGUUAUUCGCGAAUCCUUCUAGCGUUAAACUAAAAGGCGCUUUGUUCAGGAUCGCAUUCGCUGCUUGGCUGUUUUACAUCAUUCACAUUAAUCUGGCAUACUCCGUAGCAUUGACGUGUUUUCUAAUCACAGGCAAAUGGGAGUCGAAAAUAACCUCGUUCGAGCAAAUGCUCCAGCUCAAAAUCAAAACGGCCAUGACAGAAAAUAUUGUCAUACAAACGUCAGGAGUUGAAGAACCUUUGUUGAAAAAAGUUCUAUCUAAUCGAAUCAUAAUUCAAGAUGUCAGUGAGAUCUUUUCACAUCACGAAUUAGGUAACUUUACGCUUUUGGAACGAGAACCAACAUUCAAAUAUAAGAUAAAAAAAUACGGCCUAUCCUUCUAUAAUUCAGACUUGGACCUGGGUUUCGUCUAUCUUGGGCUGAAAAUGAGGCGCAACCAUUUUCUCAUCGACAGAAUAGGAGACUUGUCUUCGAGAGUCCUCGAAAACGGUUCUGUCAAAAAGUUCAUUUGGGAUUAUUGGCCUGAUCCAAGGAGUCCCAGGAGGUCUGGGUUUGAGUCUUUUACACUGACAGAUCUUUCGGGACCUUUUCUUGUAUUAGCUGUCGGUUCAACGAUUUCCUUGAUUGUGUUUCUGUGUGAAAUCCUUUUUGAAUACAUUAAAAGUAAGCCGAUGAAAUCUAUAUAUGUUUAUAAAUAA
Molecule: messenger RNA, 1857 nt
Organism: Nezara viridula (southern green stink bug)
Lineage: Eukaryota; Metazoa; Arthropoda; Insecta; Hemiptera; Pentatomidae
Source: the annotation of a GenBank genome assembly